AUGGUGGAGGAUUUCUGCUAUCCAGUCGAAAACCAGAUACCGCCAGAGCAAGAUAAGGACGACAAUUUUCCAGGUUCUGCUCCUCUUUGCUCUAAAAUCAAUCUUUUGCCUGCUGGUGUUCAAUUGUCGUGUGAGUCUCUUACACACUCAGACAUCUUGAAUUGCAACAAAAGAAUAAACAACAGAGGUAUGGGGUUGGCGUCUGAAGGUCUGUGGAAGUCUAUGAAUAGUUUGGGCAUCGUUCUAAAUUCAAAGGAGAAAUUUGAUCCUGUUCAGAAAAUUGUGGAUCUUGAGACUAGAGACCGUAAGGAAGGUAGGAGUCCUAAGGCGAACAACACUGAGGAGACUAAGCUGACAGGCAUAAAUGAGGGUAUGGUAAAGGAGAUGUGGGGAGAGGACAGGGUUGAUUUUUCUUAUCUGGAUGCAGUAUGGGCUUCAGGAGGGAUUUUAAAAAUGUGGAGAAAGGAUUUUUUCAAGUUAGUGUUCAACUUUAUAGGCAAAGGUUUUCUAGGGCAGUGCGUGGAGAGAGAUGGAAAGCUGAUAUAUCCCGUUAAUGUCUACGCUUCCUGUGAUAAUUCGAUUAGAAUGAUCACUUGGAAGAAGCUUGUUGAGUGUAGUCGAAAGUUUCAACAGGGAGAUUGGAAGCAUUGGGGGCUGAAACCCUUUAAGUUCAAUAAUGGUUGGAUUAAGCAUCCGGAUUUUGGUAAAUUUGUGAAGGAGGAAUGGAGCAAGAUAGACGUUAAAGGGAGAGGGGACUUCUGUAUGGUUGAGAAGUUGAAGAUCCUUAAGGGCCGGUUGGCUUGGUGGAACAAAACUGUCUUCGGAUGGAUUGACUUAAACAUCAAAAGUGCGCAUAAAGAGCUGAGUUUUUUAGAUAACACGUUUGCUAAUUUUGCAGGUACUGUUCAAGAUGAGGAGGUGAGAAGGAGGGCGAAUGUGGUGGAAAUUUUUGGGACAACCUUUUUAAGAAGGAAAGUUUUGCUUAGGCUGAAGUCCAGACAAUCGUGGCUCGUUGAGGGAGAUAAUAAUACCCGGUAUUUCCACUGUUCUUUAAGAGGAAGAAGAAGCAAGAAUAAUCAGUGUUCUUUACAAUAUAAUGGAAGGAGGCUAGAGGAUGUGACCGAUAUCAAGGAGACUGUUUUUAAUCAUUUUAAUGGCUUCUUUAUGGAGCCUGAGCAGGGUAGACCAGUUUGCGAUUUCUCUAACUUGAAAUCCUUAUCUCUGUUUGAUUCGUUGGAGAUUGAAUGUCCUUUUUCUAUGGAAGAAUUGAAGGAGGCUUUAUGGGAGUGUGAUGGAAAUAAGAGUCUCGAACCGGAUGGUUUUUCGAUUGAAUUCUUCAAAAGCUUUUGGUUGCUUCUCAAGGAUGAUUUAUUUAGGUUCUGUACUGAUUUUUUUUCCAAAGGCAAGUUGGUAAAGUCUAUUACUUCGGCGUUUAUAGCUUUGAUUCCUAAAAAUCUCAAUCCCCAAGUUUUAUCCGAGUUUAGGCCCAUUUGCUUGGUUGGGUGCCUCUACAAAAUUCUAUCCAAAAUGCUGGCAGCAAGGCUUAAAAAUGUGUUAGGGAGUCUUAUUUCGUGUAACCAAUCAGCUUUUGUGCCCGGUAGGAAUAUGUUGGACGGUGUCUUGUUGGUCAAUGAGGUUAUUGAUUGGGCUAAACGCAAUAAGCUUAGUUGUCUCCUCCUUAAGGUUGACUUCGAUAAAGCUUACGACUCCUUAUCGUGGAAUUUUCUUAGAGACAUUUUGGUGAGGAUGGGUUUUGGCAAGAAGUGGAUGAUGUGGAUGGAUGCUUGCAUUUUCUCCAGCCAUUUGUCUGUGCUUGUAAACAGGAGUGCUACUAAUGAUUUUAAGGUUCAAAGAGGGUUGCGUCAAGGAGACCCGCUGUCCCCGUUUCUCUUCGUGUUCGCUAUGGAAGGUCUCACAUAUUUGGUUAGAAGUUCGGUUGAUUUGGGUGAGUUCAAACCGUUUAAGUUUGGGAUAGACGAGGGUGUGGAUAUUCUCCAAUUUGCGGACGACACCGUUAUCUUCGAGGAAGCCUCAACCGCGAACUUGUGGAAUUUGAAAGUUAUCUUGAGAGGGUUUGAGUUAAUUUCAGGUUUGAAAAUAAAUUUCACAAAAAGUAAUGUUAUGGGUGUGAAUGUGGGUAAUUGGAUUUUGGAUGCGGCAACAAAUUUUCUCGCUUGCAAGAGAGGUAAUACUCCUUUUAUUUUUUUUGGGAUAAUGGUGGGUGCUAGUCCUAGAGAUAAGAAGGUUUGGACAAAAGUGCUGGAUAACUUUAAGAAAAGGUUAGCUUCUUGGAAGGGGAGGCAUAUUUCUAUAGGUGGGCGGGUGACGCUAAUCAAUGCGGUGCUAAAUGCUAUUCCCUCCUUUACGUUCUCGUUUUAUAAAGCUCUUAUUAAAGUCUUGAACGAAAUCAAAGGAAUCCAACGGGAAGGGAUUAAUGCGAAUGAUUUGAGGUGGUGGCGUGACGUUCUUUCCAUUGAUACUAAAAGGGAUGAUUCUGAUGAAGGGUUCAGCUCGUGUGUUCAGUGUAUAGCUAACAAUGGCACUAACAUUUCUUUUUGGCAUAGCUUUUGGUUGGGAAAUCAAUUGCUCCGAGUCUCUUUUCCGGAUUUGUUUGAUCUUUCAACCAAAAAGUAUGCCACUGUUGGUGAUAUAGUCGAGUGGGAUAAUGGCAAUCAAUGCUGGAGGCUGGACACUUUAUUCGAUUCUGUUUUUUAUUUUCAGGCCUUAAGCACAGCGGGAGGCGUUCUGUCGACUAAGUGGCAGCAGAUGCUGUCCUUGGUUAACACAGUUCCGUUGGAUCCUUCCUCAGAGGACUCUUUUGCGUGGAUUCUUAAGCAAGACGGUAUUUUUACGGUGGCUAGUGUGGCUGCCUUGUUUGAUGAGCAGAAGGAGACAGCUUGGAGUUCUUACAUCAACAAGAGACUGAGCAUCAUAUGGAAGAUGACCAUACCGCUAAAAAUAAAAAUCUUUGCUUGGAGGUUGUUUAUUUCCAGAUUGCCCUUGAAAGACAUGCUGGUGCGUAGAGGAAUGGCUGCGAACAUCAUUGAUCUCAACUGUCCUUUUUGUGACGGCCAGGAGGAAACCUUGACCCACUUGUUCUUCUUGUGUCAAGCUUCUAAGAAUGUUUGGGAAAAGGUUUUUUCGUGGAUUGGGGUCAGUUCCGUUUUUUCUCUAGAGGAGUUCAUGGGUCUUGAUGACAUUCAAGUGAAGGUGAGGAACUCAGUUACCCGAAAUAAAGUUAAUAUCAUCUGGAUGGCAACUAUAUGGAGUUUUUGGCUUAUGAGGAAUGGCAUUGUUUUUGAUAAUGUUCCUUUUAGCUUCGAGUCGGUGUUUAACAGUGUUAUGUUCUUGUCGUGGCGUUGGUCGGAGUGUAGUCUUUUGUUACCUCGAUCUAGUUUCUAUGAUUGGUACAAGUUACCUAUCUAG
Molecule: messenger RNA, 3426 nt
Organism: Vicia villosa (hairy vetch)
Lineage: Eukaryota; Viridiplantae; Streptophyta; Magnoliopsida; Fabales; Fabaceae
Exons: 4
Coding region: 1-3426 (1141 amino acids)
Source: RefSeq, a predicted model, not a curated record